AAAAUUGACGGUAUAUAGCUUUUUCUGUUUCCAAAAAGACUGAAAAUAUAAUAUAGAAGCAGAUUUUAGGGUUCAACCACAAAGGGGUAGAAGAUUGGGGUUUGUUUAGCUAACGAAGAACGGAGAAAUUCAGCUCAGGUGAAUAGAUCCGUCGCCGGAGAGAUAUGUCGGAUUAUUUGCCCGAAGAAUUGUUGCUUGAUAUCUUCACAAAACUACCAGUCAAAUCAAUCCUCCGAUGCAGAAGUGUUUGCAAGUCAUGGUAUUCUCUUCUUACUAGCCCUAGCUUUACCUUCACACAUCUCAAUCGAAAACGAGAUGAUCAUAUGCUAAUUAGAAAUUACGCUAAAAACACCCGAAGAAUAGAUAUGUAUCCUUUGUUUGGUAACAAUGAGAGGUUGGAUCCGGACGAUUUCUUAGAUUUUUUAUUUCGUAGAGGUUCCGUUAGUAUAGUGGGUAGUUUUAAUGGUAUUUUGUGCCUUGCAGACACCGACACCGAUACUGACACCUUGACCCAUUUAUAUUUUUGUAACCUAUCCAUCAGAAAGUCGGUAAAACUCCCAGAACCAGUUUAUUUAUGUAAUGAUAGAAAUACCUUUGGUUAUACACUGGGGUUUGGGUUUGAUCCGGUUACUAAUGACUACAAGGUGGUAAGAGUAGUACACACUAAGGGUCAUUCUGUGUCACCUCAUGCUGAUCUUUAUAAGUUAAGUACUGGUGUUUGGGAAGACAUUACCCAUGUCCUCGGGCCUUACAUAUUCAUUGCCAUUGCGCCACAGGUGUAUGUGAACGGCGCUUGUCAUUGGAUUACUACCAAAUUGGAGUUUACACCAGUUCGGAGGAAUUGGAGGGUGAUUGUUGUGUUCAACAUGCAUGAUGAGACAUUCUCAGAUAUGAUAUUGCCGAGUAGUUUAAUCAAUGAGUCACAAACACAUUUUGAUGAAGUCUUCCUUUUUGUGUUAGAGGAAUCUCUUUGUUUGGUUGAUAAUAACUAUGACAAACGUGAACCUAUUAAGAUUUGGAUGAUGAAAGAGUAUGGUGCACCAGACUCCUGGGAGAAACAGUUCAGCAUCCAAAAUUAUCACUUUCCACAACAUAUUCCUCUUCGUGAUGACAUUUUUUGGACACCUUAUUUUGGAAGAGCUGCUCCAACUGAGUUUGAGAUUGCUACUGACUUUAUGAAGCCAAUGGCUAUAAGGAAAAAUGGUGAAAUCUUAUGGAAAGGUAACCAAAGAUUAUUGGUUUCAGUUGAUCAUACAAUUGAUAGGUUUAAAGAUGUUGACAUUGGUAACUCAUCAAAUGAUUGGUGUUACAAUCCACGCUAUGUUAAUUUUUACAAAGAGAGCCUUGUUUUACCUGAUAGAUGGACAAAUAAUUGUGUUGGAGAUGCUUGUGAGGAGGCAUCUGAUUUAUGGAAGAGAGAGCCCAAAGAUGGGAAAAGAAGGAUCUCAAGGGCAAAAUCUAAAUUUAGAAUGCGGAGUGCAUCUCUUUCUCACAUGAGUGGAUUGCGGAAGAAAGAAAGGAAGAGCAUGCAAGUCAAAAAACCUUCAUUGUCCAAUUAGUUAGCUAUGUUGCACUUGAAGUCCUUUAGCUCAGGUUCAGGCUGACAUUGAAGACCUCUUUUGAUGUAUUGUGGAAGGUCAAAGUUUCCAUGUGCCAGAAGUGUAUGGCACAUUUAAUACCCUAGGGGGGAACAGGCCCAACAGUAGUAAGGAGGGUAUAACACUUGUAGCGACAAAAAAAUUGGGAGCAACAAAUUUUAUAUCCAUGGAUGCUGGACAAACAAGCAAACGCCCCAACUCUGAUAAGAAAGAUGAUGAUAGAAAUUUACUGAGCUUCCCUUGUUUCCUGCUUUUGACAAUGGAAAUCCUCACUCCAUCUAUGAGAAAGGUUCAACAUCAGGUCUUGUAAUAAAAACUUGCUGUACAGCUAAGCCAGCCAUUCAUUACUAAAGGUUUGUUUUACAUCUGGUUUGGAUCGUUGUUACCCAUUGUAUCGUAUUAUAUCUUACAAAAAAACUUUUUUUGAUUACUAUUUAAAAUAUAUUAAAUUGUAUUGCUAAAUCCGUCAUUACGUAACAAUGAAAAGCGCCCAUUUAUGUAAUGACCUAUUUGGUUUGAUCGCGUUGUUACCUAAUUUCUCUUUCAAAUUAUGUCCUUAAUAUUUUUUUUUUACCCUAUAAUAUUUAACUCCACCCAAAUACCAUAUCCUAUGUUUGUACUCUUUUUCUUUCUGUAUAGUUAACUAUGUUAUUUGCUCAGCUUUCUGCCCUUGUUUCGAAAUUACAGGUACCUUUCUUUGUCCAUAACCAUAUUUUUAAAGUUCCUUUUCUGCUUUACUAUAUCUCAGUUUAUGGAGGACCUUUAUUGCAUUUCUUUAUUUUCAUCACAUCUAUUUCUUAUGAACUUUAACAUGCAAACAAUGUUAUAGUUGCAAAGAGAGCCUGGGCCAGUUAACAAUUAAUAACACUACUUAUUGAAAAACACUUACUUUGCUAUAAGUUCUGGACCAUGUAUGAUAUACUUGAUCCCAAAAGAAAAGUAUCUUUUCAAAAAUAUUUUUGAAAAUAAUUAUGUUUGAGUUGCAUGUCUCGGUUGUUUUUGAAGUGAGCAGAUCAUAUUCUAUGUUGCAUGUGCUAUUUAGUAGUUUAUGUUCAUACAAUCAGUUGCAUGAAUUUAAUUGUGUUUGUUUUUGGCUUGGGUUUGAUUUUUUUCUUUAAAUUUGUACACCUAAGCCCAAACAUUAUUGUAGCUCUUUUUGGUUUAUUAAAAAAAUGUGGAAUUUGGUAAUGUGAUUCACCUAGUCAAAAUCCCUCUAAACAGUAUUUUUGUCAUACUUAAACAAUAUUGAAUCGUUGACAUCUUUCAAUUAUUUAUUUGCUAGAUUAGGCCGGUUAACAAUAAAUAUAUCCAUAUUUUAUAAAUGUGAAAGUGCCGCUUAAUUUUUAUUCAGAUUUAUUUUUGCAUGUACGUAGUUUCAUUAAUUUCAUUUGAAUUUGCAUGAAUUUAAUAACUUGGUAUAUUUACAAAGCAUCAUUUGUGACAAAUUAGCAGAAAUAUGCUGUCUUAAUUUUAUUUUUUUUGAAAUUGGUGAUAAAAUUAUUUUAUACAACAGUUUAGGGUAUUUUAGUAAACUUACCAGUUACAAUAUAACAUGAUACAAUCAAGCCAAACAAGAAAAAUAUUAUUGUCAACAACAAACGAUACAAUCUACCCAAACAUUGUUCCAAAAAAUAAUACAAUACAUUGUGAAAUGAUGGGCUACAAUAAUACAAACAUAGUGAAUAGUCUCAUGUUUAAUUAAACCAUUAUGUGUUCUCAUUCUUUCACUCCUUCCACAGUUCCACCGUUCAGUGUAUCCAGGUCACUGGCAAAAUAAGAACUGCUCUGAAUAUUGAACUAUGAUCAAACUAUGUAUCAUUUAAAAAAGUUUCUAUUUGUAAAUUUUGUUGUGCCAGUCGUAUGGUUAAGAUAAUUUCACACCAAAUGCGAACUAAUUUGUGUGCUCUAUAUUUAGGAAAUCAUGAAAACAUAAACACUUCCGGACAUACAUUAGAACGUAUAGUAGUUUAUUUGCAUUUACACCGCUUGGUGUGCAUUACGAUACAGACUUGACACAAAGAAAUUGUGGUAUCUAUACGUUUAGAGUUCAAGAACGAAUGUACCAUCUGAUAAAUGAUUUGUAUCCUGGUGACAAGAAACCAAUAAAUUUGCAACUCUACUUUUACUACAGUGAUGAUGAAUUUUAGUAAAUAGAAUGUCAUGUUCUGAUAAGGUCAAUGACUCUAUAGUGUGAGAACUAAUGGAUAUGCUGAGAAAUGAGAAUUAACCCAUAUUCCUUUUUUAUCUGAUCUUUGAUAGAUAUUAUGCUGCUACAUAAUUUCUGCAUUACGUUCUCGUAGGUAGCCAUGUACCUCAUGGACAUUGUUUUAUUGUUAAUUCUGAGCACUGCAUUUUUUCCGAAGGGAAUGGAAUAUUUGUAGAACACUAACAGCAUUACCUGUUCAUAAAAAAUUAUGUUGAUCUUAGCCCUCUGUUCAUGUGAUGAUGUUGUUAGGUUGUGCAGAUUUGGAUACACUUCUUGGCCAUGUUUAUUUAUCAUUUUUUCUCUUCAGCUUUGGGCAAUCUAACUAAUUUGUAAAUUGUUAAUUAGUAGUGUGAGUUCCUGCCUUUCUGUAAUAUUCUCACUUGAGCUCAUGCUCUUUUGUAAUAUUCUGAAAAUUGGCAUCUCUACCGAUCAAUGAUGCCUCUUCCAGCCUUCGAUAACUUUACUUACCCUUUGUUCGUUUCUUUUAGCCUAUAUUUUCUAUUAACGUCUUCACUUUGAGGCCUUCUCUUAUCACCUUGUUUAGUCUUCUGUUAAAUCUCUAUUCCAUAUAGAUAAGAGGAUUGCAUGUUGUAUGUGCUUCUUUCUGCUAUAGGUAAGGACCCCACUGAUAUUGAUAUACUCAACCACUGACUUAUCCUACAAGCAUCUUUCUGCUCCAACUUUCCAGUAAUGGUACCACAAAAGGCACAUCUUCAUCAGAUUUUAGAUUUUAGCCUUUGGUUUUCUUUCCUAUUAGUUAGCUGCACACCCAUUGCUUCCUAGCAGCUUUAUUACUUGGUAAGUAAACACCUCAACGACUAUCUUGUCUUCUAAUACUACAAUACAAUCAUACUAUUUAUCAACCAUUAGAGUUCAGUAAACUUCUUCUUACGCCCUCGGAUCACAGCCGCGACUCCACGUAAACCGAAUGGCUUUGAGAACUGUCCUUGGUCACUUCCUAUAUCUGUCAGCGUUUCAUCGCUUCAUAUUACUGCUUAUUUUACUGGUAACGUUGUCCUCUUUAGACAAAAUCUACAUAUAUAAUUAUUAACCAACUGAUUUAUCUUUUUCCUUGCAGAAUUCUGCAAGAGUGACCAUUUGAUCUACCAUAAGCUAAACUAUAGUUCCCUUGACAGACGACCAUUGUUGAACAAGCGACAUUCCAUCAACGAGCUCCUAGAUGUUGGCACAACCGCUUGUUCAGCAAUGAUUCUGCUGCCAAGUGAACUUUGGUUUGCACUGGCUCAACACUUCUGUUAAGGUAUGUGAGCCUGUGCUGCUUAUUCUGAUGUCGGUGAUGUGUGUGGUUUUCCCUUGUCCGAGGAGAGGGACAGUAUUGAAAGAUGAUUUUUGUUUGGUUCUACUUGUAGACGACAUAUAAUAAGUAACUUGAUUUACAACCAAGGGUAAUAUUGGUAUUUCCUUUUGACAUUUUUCUUUGCUUAUUUCAGUUGCGCACUCCAUUAGCCACCACAAAGUUUUUAUUCCACUGAUUUUACCUUUCAUGCCUGCACCCAGAACAUUUUUGCUCCAAACAGGGAAGAGCUUUCUUACUCUUUCCUGUUUGUUUUUUCUGUCAAUUUCCAAACGUUUUCUUCUUCAUUUGUUCAUCUUUAAUUGUACUUGCAAUUAUCAAGUCAGCUACUUCAGUUUUUGGUCAAAUCUGGCUUAAUCUUCUCAAGAUUGCUUCUUCCAAUUUUCCAGGUUAGCUCUACUUCUUCAAUUCUCCGUCAAACAUUAUUUUUUUUCUUGAAUGUUGUCUGAUCCAUCUCUAUCUAUUUGGGAGAGCUAGCUCAGAUACGAGGGAAAACAUCCCUAUAUUCACUACUGCCAUCUUUGUACGUAAAAGGAUAUCUUUCUUGGCGUUUGGUUAUGAUAAAUAUAUUUCUCUAAGUUCUUUUGUUGCAAUUUUUGCAUUGAAAUUAUCUUCUUUAAGGAGAUGGAAGUGACCAAGCAUAUGCUACUCAUACCUUAUCGCUCUGCUAAGUAGUGCUCUUAACAAAAGAAAGGUAAAACAGAUAUUGGUUCUUAAUAAGAUAAGCAAGUCCAAACUUUUAUUGUUUUAGGUAUAUUGGCUCCCUAACAGUACCACAGGAUGUUAUCUGGAAUAUUGAUUGAAAGGUGAAAACCAUAUGAAACUGAUCCCAGAUGCUGUUCAUGACGCUAGUUGCUGCCAAAUUAAAUUUCAGCAAUAUGAAUUUUCUUUCCUAAUUGUAUUUCAUCCAUUAUACUAGUAUAUAUUGCUUUAUAUAUUUGGAUCCAACUCUUCUGAAACUUACCUUGCUUGAUUCCCCACCCUGUUCUUCAGUUAUAAUCUAUAGAUACUGUUAUACAUAUACAACUUCAAUAAAGAUACUGUUUUCUUGACUUAAUUUUUUUUCUUCUUUUUGUUGUUUAUCACAGGAAUCUGAAAUCAAUGCAAGACCAGGACCAGCUCAGCCACUAAAAUAGAAGUGAAUUGAUUUUGUAGCUAUAGUUUCAAAAGCAUACCUUACACCCUUCAAAUCAUAUUGUUGUUACUGCUGUUGAUCAUAUAGAAAUUGUGCAGAGAAAUGAUUUUUUGGCUCUUUACAAUUUUUUUUUUAGUUUUAUGUCUUUUUUUUUUAAAGAGAUCUAUUAAAGGUCAUCUACUUCGAUUCAAAUUGUAAGAGGACAAGAGAUCUUAGUUCCUCGGAAAAAAAGUGUAUACCUUCGACUA
Molecule: messenger RNA, 6502 nt
Organism: Solanum tuberosum (potato)
Lineage: Eukaryota; Viridiplantae; Streptophyta; Magnoliopsida; Solanales; Solanaceae
Product: F-box protein At3g07870-like
Exons: 7
Coding region: 165-1559 (464 amino acids)
Molecular function (GO): protein binding
Source: RefSeq, a predicted model, not a curated record